AUGGAGGUCACAACUCACAUAGCAAUAGUUUCAGUCCCAGUAUAUAGUCAUCUACGUUCAAUUCUUGAAUUCUCCAAGAGACUAGUUCAUCUCCAUCAUGAUACUCGUGUCACAUGCAUUAACCCUACGUUUGGUUCACCCUGCAACAACACCAAAGCCCUUUUUGAUUCUCUUCCCUUAACCAUAAACCACAUGUUUCUACCACCAAUUAACUUGGAGGACCUUCCACAUGACACUCACCCUGCAAUCCAAGUUCAAAUCACCAUCUCUCGUGCGCUACCUCUAAUCUAUGAUGCAUUGAAGGCAUUGCAUGCUAGCUCAAGGCUUGUUGCAAUCGUUUCUGAUGGUUUGAUAACACAAGUGUUACCCUUUGGCAAAGAACUCAAUGUCUUGUCCUACACAUAUUUUCCAUCCACAGCAAUGUUACUAUCACUUUGUUUGUAUUCUUCCAUGCUAGACAAGACAAUAUCUUGUGAGUACAGAGACCUAUCAGAACCUGUACAAAUCCCUGGCUGCAUACCGAUUCAUGGGACUGAUCUUCCAGACCCUCUUCAAGAUCGAUCAGGCGUAGCAUAUAAGCAAUUUCUUGAAGGUAAUGAAAGAUUCUAUUUAGCUGAUGGUAUAUUGGUUAACAACUUUUUUGAGAUGGAAGAAAGAACCAUAAGAGCCUUACAACAAGAAGAGGAGAGAGGAAUCCCUUGUGUUUAUGCAAUAGGACCCUUUGUGCAAGAGGAGUCAUGCAAAGAGGGAAGUAGUGACAUAGAAUGUUUGAGAUGGUUGGACAAGCAACAACACAGUUCUGUCUUGUAUGUUUCCUUUGGAAGUGGUGGCACACUUUAUCAUGAGCAAAUAAACGAGCUUGCUUGGGGAUUGGAAUUGAGUUGUCAAAAGUUCUUGUGGGUGUUAAGACCUCCUAACAAGUUUGGCAUUAUUGCAGACAUUGGAGCUAAAAAUGAAGAUCCUUUUGAAUUUCUACCAAAUGGGUUUUUGAAGAGAACAGAAGGGCAUGGUUUGGUGGUUCCUUAUUGGGCAUCCCAAGUUGAAAUCCUUGCUCAUGGUGCAAUUGGGGGAUUCCUAUGCCAUUGUGGUUGGAACUCCACACUUGAAGCUGUUGUGCAUGGGAUUCCACUGAUUGCAUGGCCACUCUUUGCAGAGCAAAAGAUGAAUGCGGUUUUACUGACUAAUGAUUUGAGAGUGGCUCUUAGGCCUAAUGUAAAUGAGAAUGGGAUAGUGGAAAGGGAAGAAAUAUGUGGGGUCAUAAGGAAUCUAAUGGUGGGAGAAGAGGGUAAGAGAAUUCGUCAAAGAAUGAAAAUUUUGAAAGAUGUAGCUGUUGAUGCUCUGAAGGAUGAUGGAUCUUCAACAGUGACCCUUACACAAUUGGCACUAAAAUGGAAAAGUUUAAGUUUGGGAGAUGCAUAA
Molecule: messenger RNA, 1419 nt
Organism: Sphenostylis stenocarpa
Lineage: Eukaryota; Viridiplantae; Streptophyta; Magnoliopsida; Fabales; Fabaceae
Source: the annotation of a GenBank genome assembly